This is a messenger RNA of Adineta ricciae, 1491 nucleotides long. Lineage: Eukaryota; Metazoa; Rotifera; Eurotatoria; Adinetida; Adinetidae. The record is from the annotation of a GenBank genome assembly.
AUGAAUCUUCGUCUUAUAGUUAUUGGUGUCGUGGUGGUCAGUGUAGUAGCAACGACUAUUUCACUUCUGGCUCAUUUUUUGCAUCUCGCUAAAAGGAAUCAAUCGAAUACGACUAAUUUUUCAAAUACAACAGCAACACUUAGUAGUGGAACAUCUGACAAUAUGCCUACAUUAACGGGUAUAUCAACUAAUAAACCAAUAACUACUACUCAAAAUCCAAUUCAAAGUUUCACAUUUCGAACAUCGAGUCAAUCUCCGACUACAACAAUGGAGAAUUCUCGAUCAUCAACUUCUCAGGUGUUCGGAAUAGCGACGACUACAAAGGCUGAUCAAGUAACCCAACCAACUACAAACAUAUUAAUAUCAACUGGGAUAAAUGAUACCGAUCAAGGUUUGGAAACUGACGAAACCAUUUCAUCAACAUUUUCCUCAAGUAGUAUAAUGAGAGAAACGACAACAAGUUUACCAUCCUAUUGGAACAUGGAUGCAUUGCUUAUGCGACCAAGAUCGAAGUUUGGUACUGUCCUACUUCUCAAUAAACUCAUUUUAGUUACCGGUGGUUACAUCAAUUCAACCGUUGUCACAUCGGGGACUGAAUUGUAUAAUUCGUCAUCUGGCUGGACUACUGGUCCUAGUAUGAAAUAUGUUCGAUAUGAUCACACUCUUACUGCUUUUGCAAAUGGUACGAGGGCUUUAGCUGCAGGUAGUCGUUAUCCUUUGUAUAGUCAAAGUGCUGAAGUAUAUGAUAGUUUAAGAAGAACGUGGAGCUUAUUAUCUGCAAAUAUGUCCUAUCCUCGUUAUUCACAUACGGCUGUGCUGCUUGGUAACGAGCAAAUACUCAUAGCAGGUGGGUUUAAUGCUAGCGGUAAAAGCACUGCCACUGCAGAAAUCUUUAACCCAUCAUCAAACACGUUUACAAAUCCAAGCACUAUGUUGUCUUCGCGUGCGGAGUUUACCAGUACAAUACUCGGUGAUAAAGCCACAGUGCUUGUUACCGGUGGUUUCGACGCUAAAAGCCAUCUUAUCUCUCAAGCAGAACUCUAUACUGGUGGCACUUGGACUGCUACUGCCACCAAUAUGAACGAGUAUAGAGCCUAUCAUUCCGCGCUCUUAUUAAAUGAUGGAACCGUUCUUAUUGCUGGCGGUGGUGACGGUGUGUCAAUGUCGUUUUCGAGUGCAGAAAUUUAUAACGUUACCUCCAACCAAUUCACGUUAGUAGGAUCGAUGAAAUAUCGGCGAGCAUUAUUUACGUUGACACUUUUACCAUCAGGCAAGGCACUGGCAACAGGUGGUUUUGAUUGGACAAAUGAAACACAUCCAACCGUCUCGGAAUUAUAUGAUCCUAUGACAAAAUCGUGGUCGACUUCACAUAUACUCAACUAUGGCCGAAUGUAUCAUAAGAGCGUUUUACUUAACGACUCAGUUUUAACAAUCAGUGGACGAUCCAUCGCGUCUGGAUAUCUCAGAUCGACCGAAAAAUACUACUUUUGA